CCCUCCACUCUCAAUCUCAGUCGUCUCUUGCUCUCAUGUUUUCGUCUCACCAAUCCACGACUACCAUUGUUCUUAAGCUCACUUUGUGAGUUUCUCUCUCCAUCUCUCCCUCCCUCCCCUCUCUCUCUUAACUCUAGUUUUAGCCAACAUUUUCAUCGUUUCUUCCGUUGUCAAUGACGAAAUCGAUAUAGUCGUUGUCUCCACUCUCAUGAAGGUGUUUAUACGCAACAUCUCACUUGAAACCGAAGAGUUUCUUUGAAAUUCAUCAAUACUUGAAGAUCUUCACAAUGGACGAAGUUAAACAUUAUCAAACUACUAUAACUAAGUCUAUUCUUCUUCUUCUCCAAUUCUCUUCUUACAUUUGAGCUCAAUGGAUGAAUUCGUUGCCUCAUUUGACUGAGAGAGAAGGUUUGUUAUUUGAUUGACAUCUUCGCGCUAUAAGCAAGAAGAGAAAAGUUGAACGUCAAGCAACAUCGAGAAAAGUUGUAGAGGAAACAAUUGACAAAUAGAACGGAAGUGCGGGUGAUGCCAUACAAACAUAUUCGUGUCCCUACGUCUCUCGGUCUCCUCUGCUACCUUCUUUCGCUACUACCGACGGUUCAGAUGCCUUCUCCAAAUUCAAAUCCCGCAUAUGGUCCUCCAUUUCCAACCCUUUGAUUCGAAUAAUGAUCUUGAAAAGCUAAGAGCACACAAGGCCUUGCUGUUCCUUCUUUGAGGAUGGUGGAUACAAGUGUGUGUAACAGAAUCCGCUGAAAUCAUGCGCCCCCACCAUUCCAUUUCAUCACCAGCCAUGGCCAUUGUUCACAAGCACACUGAAAUUACUGAUCUUUCUUCUUCUGAGAUGAACCAGUGGAGGCCAGGGAAGAAGGAGAAGCUGUUUAGGAGAAAAACUUGGGUCUCCAGUACACAACCGAGUACUAGUUAUGAUCAAGAUGCCGUUCACAGUUUUUCUCAGCCUCGAAGUGUAAAACUAAAGAGAACAACUGUUGAUAGUUUAUACCAUGAUCUUGAAGCUCAAUCUGUUGUUAUGGCACGAGCAAAGGAGGUUCAAGCAAAAUUAUCUCCUAGUCAUCCCAGUCUUAUUAAGGUUAUGCUCCCAUCACAUGUCACUGGAGGAUUUUGGCUGGGUCUUCCAAAAGGAUUCUGUGACAUCCAUUUGCCGAAGCAGGAUACUGCUAUGGUCUUAGAAGAUGAAAAUGGGAAGUUAUAUGAAACAAAAUAUCUGUCCGACAAAACAGGGCUGAGUGCUGGAUGGCGAGGUUUCUCAAUAGCUCACAAACUACUACAAGGAGAUGUUAUAGUUUUCCAUUUAGUCUUGCCUAACAAAUUUAUGGUUUACAUUGUGAGAUCCAAUUCUGCAGCCAAGGUUGAUGGUGCUCUAGGCCUUAAAUAUGAGGCCUCCAACAAACAAACACCUAUAUAUAGCAAAGAAAAUAUUCCUUGUGUUAAGGAGGAACAAAUUACCCUCGAGGAUGUAAAUGCCGAAGAGACUAACAUUGUUCCUGUGAAGGAGGAAACAGAAGAAGACCACAAUCCUGUCUCCCUUCCAAUGGAUAUCCAUGAUGAACGUGAGCAAACAAAUAGCCACGUGCUUUUAGAUACUGAGAUGAUGCCUGUGCUAGAAGAGUCUGAAAAUGAGAGAAGGAGUUGUGGUUCUAACUCGAAGAAUGGAAUUCGUUUAUCAGACUCUAGACUGGCUUUCGACAAAGUGAACAGUUUGGAUGAUUUUAUCAUUUCUGUAAAUGGAUUGAUUAUUGACUCUGAGUUCUCCAAUCACAUUAGAGCUAAAUACUAUGAGCUAUGCUGCAGCCAGAAGUCAUUUCUUCAUGACCAUAUUCUUGAAGGUCUUAAUUACAAACUUGUUUCAGGAAUCAUAUCAGAGACCGUCAAUAUUGCUGAUGCCAUUAGAGCAAGCAAGGUUACCACUUCACAAGAGCAUCUUGUGACUUGGGACAAAACUCUAACAGCCUUUGAAGGCUUAGGAAUGAACGUAGGCUUUCUGCGAGUUCGAAUCAACCAACUACUGACUCUCUCCCUAAAACCAGAGAAGAAAAAGGAAGCAGAGAUGAUGCGGGACUCUAAACAAGAGGAAUUACACAUCCUCUUGACAAAAAUCAUGGAAGGAAGAACAAUGGUAAGGCAACUAGAAGCCAAAAUUAGCUCUUUAGACACCGAUAUUAAACACAUGGAUAAAUUGUUCAAGGAAGUUGCCAGUGCCCCUUGGUGCUUGGAGGGGUGAUGUACAAAAUAUAGAAAAAAAUCCUACGUUUUUAGAGUUGGUUUGCUUUUGUUGGAAAUUACAGUGUCUCACUUUGUUAAAAGAGAGCUUUGAGAACAUUCUGCCAUUUCUUUUUGCAAGUUUCACUGAUAGUUGUUGUAGUAACAACAAUAGUAGUUUAGUUUUGGCAAUGGAAGGAGCAGAGUGAAAGAUGUAAAAUUUUGGGAAUGUAAUUGUAAAAGGUGAAUUAUAUUCUAUAUUCAAACAUAUAUACUUUGUCUUUAGUA
Molecule: messenger RNA, 2505 nt
Organism: Cucumis melo (muskmelon)
Lineage: Eukaryota; Viridiplantae; Streptophyta; Magnoliopsida; Cucurbitales; Cucurbitaceae
Product: B3 domain-containing protein Os01g0234100-like
Exons: 9
Coding region: 758-2239 (493 amino acids)
Molecular function (GO): DNA binding
Source: RefSeq, a predicted model, not a curated record